Molecule: messenger RNA, 4723 nt
Organism: Gadus morhua (Atlantic cod)
Lineage: Eukaryota; Metazoa; Chordata; Actinopteri; Gadiformes; Gadidae
Product: RNA-binding protein 4
Exons: 8
Coding region: 107-1762 (551 amino acids)
Cellular component (GO): nucleus
Molecular function (GO): mRNA binding
Source: RefSeq, a predicted model, not a curated record
GCUCGCUCCUGUCCUUGCGGAAGGCGGGCCUGGGUUAAGAGCGGAACCGGAUAUGAGGUGGAAAAUUCACUAUUACGCCGCCUUUUGAUGUCAGCCGGACAUCGAGAUGAGUGACAACGUCAAGUUGUUUGUGGGGAACCUACCAUUAGACGCAACCCAUGACGAGCUGAACAAGUUAUUCUCUCCUCAUGGGGAGGUCAACACCUGCUCUCUCCUGAGGCAGUAUGCGUUCAUCACGUUGAAGGGCGAAGGCGCAGCGGACAGGGCCAUCCGGCACCUUGAUGGGAAAGAGUACAGAGGCAGGCCCCUGGUGGUGGAGGAGUCACGGGCACGCCCACCAAAUUCCACCAAGGUGUUUGUGGGGAACCUGAGCUCAACAUGCACCGCCGAUGACUUGCAUGGGCUGUUCCAGUCGUUUGGGAGGGUCCUGGACUGUGACAAAGUGAAAGCAAGGCUGUGUUCCAAUGCGGGCUAUGCGUUCGUUCACAUGGAGCGAAAGGAGGAGGCCUUGCUGGCCAUCGACGGGCUCAACGGGACCAUGUACAAGGGGCGGCAGCUCUCCGUGGAGCUCUCCAAGGCCCAGCCCCUGAUCAACCAGCUGGCCAAUCUGGAUGCAGCCAACUUGGCAGCGAGUAUGGCAGGAGGUGGUCCCAGAGAAGGCCUUCUCCCCAGACCGGCCUCUUCACUAGAGCAUCACCAGAGCCAGGCGGCUAUCUUGGCCGCUGCUGCAGCUGCCGCCGCUGGACUGCCUAUUCAGGUUCAGCAGAGUGUCCACAACUCGUUCUACAACACCACGUCGUUCGAUCCCACCUACACCGCCCUCAAGGGCCUCACCAGCGCCCGAUCGGCGGACGGGGUAAACCCUGCCAUAUACGGGGCCCUGGCCAGCCAGGUGUACGGCUCAGUGGCCGACCAGGUGUAUGAUGAUGUGGCCAAUCAUGACACCUCGGCGCUGGAGGCGGACAACCAGUCCAGCACCGAUCCUUCAGCGCUGUUUGAGGCGGCGAGAGCCAAGUUCUUCCAGCAGGGCCAGAAGGUCCUGGCGGAACAACAGGCCGGAAGGAAGUCUGGCACCAUGACGGCAAGCGACCGGGACCGUAGCCCGAUCCGAGGAAACCGAGCCCCGCUGCUGCCCGACCCGGUGCCGGGUUCCCUGGGGCAGGGCCGCUCCAAACGGCGCGCCCUCCUGCCCACGCCUCCCGGUGGGCCCGAGCUCCCCACCGACACCACCACGCCCGCGGCCGCAGAGGGGGCUGCGGACCCCAUCGCCAGGUGUUACGCAGAGUACUACCAGCAGAUGCAGCAGUACCAGCAGUAUCAGCAGUACCAACAGCAGUACCAGUACCUCCAGUACGCCUACACCAACCCUCCGCCGCCGCCCCCACCCCCGCCCCCGGCCCCUCCGGCUAGCGGCCAGGCCGCGGCGGGCUACCCCCAGGGCUCGGCCCCGGCCGGCGCUCCACCCGGCGCCGCCUACGGCGCGGCCACCACCUACGGCGCCCCGGUGAGCUACGACGCCGGCUCGGCGGGAUACGGGCCGCCCGGGACCUACGACGCGGCCGCGGUGGCUAGCGGCGGCUACGAGGCCUCGGCGGCCAGCUACGCGGCCACGGGGGCGUACGACGGUUACGGCGCGGGGGGAGCCUAUCCGGCGGCCGGGAACUACUCGGCAUCCAGACCGUAUGAGCAGACACCCGCACACGGGCAAACCCAGCGCCACGAUUACCCUUACCAUCACACGCCAGAGCCCCCUUACCGAUAACCUCCCGCCCCUACCCCCCCCCCCCCCCAUCCCCCUUUCUCUAAAACAUGGCAGGUGUGUGUGUGUGUGCGCGUGUGUGCUUGAGAAUCUGAAUGUGAAGAAGGGACAUUGGCAAGCAGAGGGUGAAGGAGAUGGACGUCUUUCUAGGCAGGAGGUGGUUUGAUGGCCCGGCCCUCACCCAUCCUUCAUGUCGUUAUCUCGUACUGGUGGAUGGUGUUGGAUGGUCUUGGCCAGCGUUGUGGGGAUGUGGUGUGUAAGGGUUGUAGUUGUCGUGCUGAUUUAAAUGGUUUCAGGAACCUACGACAUUUACAAGUCACUGUUGGCGGCAACGACACUAUUUGUAGAUGUUGGGAGUCCAACCUUAAUCUGCAUGUGGCAUCUCUUAAGUGCGAGCUCACACGGACAACCAGACAUUUGGGCCAGUUUUGUUUUGGGAUAGAGGUAAAACCAAUUGCUUACAAAUAUGAUUUUCCAGAUGUUAAGGCUGAUGACGACAUUGGCGGCAGGGAUAAGACCGCAUUAGCUAGGGAAAAACCGCAUGGAGGAAUGGUUUGGAGCGAGGUCCGCCUGCUUCAUUUUCCCCACCACAGGAGUGCCUUUCUACUGAUCUUAAUAUCAAGAGGAAAUAGGGAGUCUCAACCAAGUUGAGUUCUCUGUUGACUUACUAGCUAGGCUAGCAAGUUUUUUUUUAUUUUGUCAAGCUCGCAGAAUCAGACAAAGAGGAGGAGUUAUCUUUUGAAGCUUUCAGGUCACUAUUUCAUCCCACAUUUGUACUGCUCUGGGUAUCACAACGUUGUGUGAAAUACCCUGUUGGACCAAGCUUUCUAGAAGGUGAUCCUGAGUGGAGAGGCAUGUGUUGACACCUCGUUGUGAUCGCGGCCAUCCGAAUGCUUCUAAUGGUUCAUGUGGCCCACUAGCCUUCGUAUGGAGAUAAAACCUCUUGGAUGAGGAUUCCUUCAUUUAUAUUUUGUAUCCCCAUACUCUAUUCCAUUUUUAAAAUAGUUGUUGAACCUCAGAGGCUCUGCCUAGGAGUGUAGGUUUAACAAGCCAAUCGGAACACUCUGUGUUAACGUACACAGCUGUGUCCAUAUGGAGUUGUGUCCCAAAUUUCCUAUCAAGGCGAUAACUGAACAGAUGUUCAAGCCAUGGUUAAAUUGUAUGGUAAUUUUGGAAACUUUGAAACCAUUUAUUUAAAUUGAUUGAGAGGUAAUUUGUAGCAAUAUCAUCCCAAUAGUCGAGAAAGGAGUAUCUGCUUGAAUGCAACAACUUUGAAUUCAAUUGUUAAAAUCACAUCCAGGCCACAUCCAGAGGAUUGUUUCAUGAUAGAAAGAGAUGGUGAUCGUCAUUUUAUUGAUUGUAUUUUGGAAAGUAAAUGCUUUAAUUGGCUUUUGUGACUAAAAUUUUGAAUAUAACAUUUGUUACAACAUAGUACAAUUCUACUGUAAAUUAUUAUUAUCGGCAUAAUGGUGGAGAGCCAAGGUUGGCUUAGUAAUUAUUGUACUGGUCUGGUUUGCAGGUGUGAAGAUCUGUGUGAAUGUGUGAUUCAACGUGUUUUUUUUAAUGUACAUUUUCCAUAGAAAGCAACUUUGAGGGACCAGUAAGGACGGGUGGAUGUCUGCCUUGGGGUGGGUUGACUUGUGGCUAGGGGAGCGUAGCGCGGUGAGCUGGAGGCAUCAGGCACUAGUCGGGUCCAGGAGACGGUAAAUGGCCGUAUUGAAAGAUUGCCCACUUGUGGUCUAGAAGCAGCCGUUUGUAUGACUCCUCCUCCCACCGCCCCAUGUGUGAAAUGAGGAGAUGGCCACUAAAACCCAUACUGACAUUAUGUCUGCUCAUCCCUGACCAAGCGCCCCCCCCACCCCAACAGCUUGACUAUCUUAGUAUUCCAAUAUAUACCCAGAGAAACACAGACCUCCCUUAACACACACACACAAACACACACACAAACACACGCACGCACACACGGCCCACAUGGCUGUUUGAGUGAGUAGUGCUCUGCUAGGUUGUAUCACCUGUUGUUCCACGUGCUCCAUGUGAACAUUCACGUUGCAUGCCUUGUUGUUGCUGCUGCUGCUCCAGCCACCUUGUUCCUCUCGCUGAUUAUUGCAGCUAGAGUGGGGAGGCGGCCUAACUGAGCCCUAGCCAUGGACGCACGCCACACGCACCCUGUAGCGUGGGACGGGGGGAAACAGCAGCGUUGUAGGAACUGAAACUGCUUCUCUUAAGGUAAACACUCAGCCAACACACAGCCCCGCACACUCCCGCCGCCAGCUCCUGACGACGACCUCCUCCUCCGAAGACAAGGCAAGACAGCAAACACACACUCGCACAGUACACAGCCCAGAGCCACCGCGGUCCCAGAGCAGCCACGCUGUGUUCCAGGAACACAGCCCGCCCACCCACUCAUACUUACCUUUUAGGGAAGGUCAGCGUUUCCAGGGGUUUUUCAUUUAAAGCCUGAUUCUUCUCUCAUUAAUAUGGAUGUGAUCAUACAUUUUGGCACAAGAGACACGGGAAUAAAUACACACAUUACGAACACACGCACGGAUUGCCGAAUUAAGUUCUUUGGCCUAAAUUGGCGCCAAAGCACGGAAGUUGUUGCCAGCACAUCCUGAAUCUGAUUGGCUGUCACGGGAGCGCCAGCCAUUCACAGCCAGAGCAGCUGACAUGGUACAUGCAGCUGGGACGGAGUUGUUUUUAUAGCUUUUGUAUUUGUCUACCAUCUGGGUCAUUUUUUGGGGUUAAGUGCCUUGCACACUGGUUAACCCAACUCCCCAAUCUUCUAUUUUGAACUGGGUCAGGAUCGGUUGCUGGUUCAACACUCAAACGCCCUCCGUUCGGUUUUUUCGAUGCCACAUUAACCUUGUAUGAAUGACGAUGAAAACAGUUAUUAGUUUGGUUUGAAAUUUGGUUUUGUUCAAUGUUCUUUAAAAUGUUUAUGGUCAAUAAAUUACUUCAAUUGAA